GUAGGCCGAGGAUUAGACCUCACAUACCAGCUGGUGUCAAAAACCUGUCCCUUGAUGAUCUCUCGCAAGCACUGUGUUUUCCAGCAAAAUGCAGAAGGGCAGUGGACUGUCAAGGAUAACAAGAGUCUAAAUGGAGUCUGGCUUAAUAAGCAGCGCCUGGACCCCUCAAAAGUGUAUCCUAUCGCUGAAGGAGACCGUAUCCAGUUGGGAGUGCCUUUGGAAAACAAAGAGACUGCUGAAUAUGAGUAUGAAGUAAUUAAAGAAGAAUGGGAGAAAAUCAGACCCUUUUUAGCCCAAAGGAGUGACCUGGGAAAAUAUAAGAGUUCAAGAACUAAACGUAAAUUUAGUUUGGAGGAAUCGGAGACAUCUGGAUCGGAAGGCCCUUCAAACUCCAGAACCAAAAGAGACAGAAUGUCCUUUGACAAUGAACAUUUGGGUGAAUCAUGGGGAAGGGUAGAAGAGGCCAAACAGUUAACAGAGAAGAUGGAUGUCAAGCUGCCUUCUCCUGGACCAAGUGAGGAGGACAGUGGUCCAGUGCACAGUAGCCCUGUGUGCUCUGACAAAGCUGUGCCUGUCCCCCUUAAGGACCAGAAAGGCUCUGGACUUGCACAGUCAUGGACUGGCUUGGGAAUGCUGAGGAAAACUCUAGUAGAUAUAAUGAAGUUAAAGGUCAAAGUGCAGGAGAAGCAGACAGCCGUUCUGAACAUGAAGCAGAAGCGCAGGAAGAGUGCCCAGAAGGAGAUCCAGGCAAUGGAGGAGGAGCUGCGGGCGUUGCAGGACCAGCUAUGCACGGAACAAGAACAUCAUCAGCAGCAGGUGGAAGAGCUGGAGAGGACCUUCUCUAAAGAGCGGCAGAAGCUAGAGGGAGUAAAGUGGCAACAUGGGGAAGAGAAUCUGAAGGAGCAGCUGGCCCAGGUCCUGCAAGAGCAUCAUGCUUUGAUGGAAGAACUGCGCCGUAGUAAAAAAGAUUUUGAGGAGAUAAUUCAAGCCAAGAAUAGAGAACUGGAAGAAACCAAGGAGGAGAAGGAAAAGGUGAGGGCCCAAAAAGAAGAGGUGUUGAAUCAGAUGAAUGAAGUGUUGGAGAAUGAGUUGCAGUGCACAAUCUGUUCUGAGCACUUCAUCGAGGCGGUCACUCUGAACUGUGCGCACAGCUUCUGCUCCUACUGUAUCAAUGAAUGGACGAAACGUAAAGUGGAGUGUCCUAUCUGCAGGCAGGAGAUCAAAUCCAAGACACGCUCUCUGGUGCUGGAUAACUGCAUUGACAGGAUGGUAGAAAAACUGGAUGUGGAAAUGAAAGAGCAUCGCCUGAGCCUUAUCAGAGAGCGGAAAGAGAAACAGCAUGUGUUGGUGAAACCAGCCACAGACAAUGACAGCAGCGUCAUUUCUUCCAUCUACCCCAUCUUGUCAAUGAGCAGGUGUGACUGUGAGGAGGAUUCUUACCACAAUGAAAGCUACCACAUGAUCUAAAAUAAACACUGUUACUGCAGGCUCCUUUGCCUGUAUGUUGCCCAGAAGCAACCCAGUGGUGUACGUUUGACUACUGCUGGCUGAGUGAACUGGCCAUCUGGAAGGGGAGACUCUGUGAAGAGGCUGGAGCUG
Molecule: messenger RNA, 1599 nt
Organism: Pterocles gutturalis (yellow-throated sandgrouse)
Lineage: Eukaryota; Metazoa; Chordata; Aves; Pterocliformes; Pteroclidae
Gene: RNF8
Product: ring finger protein 8, E3 ubiquitin protein ligase
Exons: 7
Coding region: 55-1467 (470 amino acids)
Biological process (GO): protein K48-linked ubiquitination; double-strand break repair; ubiquitin-dependent protein catabolic process
Cellular component (GO): nucleus; site of double-strand break; ubiquitin ligase complex
Molecular function (GO): ubiquitin protein ligase activity; histone binding
Source: RefSeq, a predicted model, not a curated record